Ramularia collo-cygni is the source of this 813-nucleotide messenger RNA. RefSeq names its product probable dienelactone hydrolase family protein. Gene Ontology annotation, molecular function: hydrolase activity. The transcript has 3 exons. NCBI's taxonomy places the organism in Eukaryota, Fungi, Ascomycota, Dothideomycetes, Mycosphaerellales, Mycosphaerellaceae. The record is from RefSeq and is a predicted model, not a curated record. The coding region runs from base 1 to 813 and encodes 270 amino acids.
AUGCUCGUUCAAGAGUCCCACAAGGACGUGCCCACUCAGCAUGGCGGUGAUAUGCGAAUCUUUAUCUUUCAUCCCUCCAUUCCGAACUAUCCCAGAGCGACGUUCCCGGGAGUCGUGCUGUUCAGCGAAAUCUAUCAAGUGACCGGCCCUGUAGCCCGCUUCGCCCGUCAAAUCGCCUCUCAUGGCUACAUAGUAGCUGCACCUUCUUCGUAUCACGAGUUCACGGGCCCCGAAGCUCUGGCCUAUGAUGGCCCCGGGACCGACGCCGGGAAUGCGUGGAAGGUUGAGAAGCAAGUUUCCGCAUACGACGAAGACGCCACUCUUUCCAUAGACUUCCUGACCCAACUUUCCACCUGCAACGGGCGGAUUGGAGCGACAGGCAUGUGUCUCGGCGGCCACCUCGCUUUCCGCGCUGCCUUCGACAAACGUGUCAGAGCUUCUGUGUGCUACUUUGCAACUGACAUCCAUGCUGGAAGUCUAGGAAAGGGCGGUGACGACAGUCUGCAACGGGCUGCGAAGGGAGAGAUUCGUGGGGAGACUGUGAUGAUCUUUGGCAAGAGAGACAAUCACGUUCCGCCCGAGGGAAGGGAUCACAUUCGCAAAACGCUCCAUGAGUCGGGAACGGUGUUUAGCUUCUAUGAGCCUGCGUKGGCACAGCAUGCUUUCAUUCGAGACGAGUUGAGCAAGGGAAGGUAUGAUGCUGCUCUGAGUGGGCUCUGCUUCCAGAUGUUGUUGGAGUUGUUUGGAAGGACUCUUUUGAGUGGUUUGGGAGAGAGGGAGGGUGAGGUCGGGGACGUGGAGGAUGUUUGUUGA